AGAUGGAAGAAGACGAAUUAUUUGCUUCAGACUCAGGAGGAAAUGAUAGUUGGGAUGAUGCACAUUUUCUCGACCUUUCUGCUCAGAAAUCCAAUCGCCCCUAUGAUGAUGGAUUUGACUUAUUUGAGGACAAUGAAGAGGAAGAUGAAGACCUCAAGCUUUUCGAAAAUGAGCUGAUUCAAAUGAACCCAGAGCAAGCAAAGGUUGAAAAUCUUAAAACUCAGCUACUUGAGAAUGCUAAGACUGAGUACCAAAGAAAACUCGAACAAGAAGCUAAAAGAGUUCAAGAAGAGGAGAAUAGAGUAAAAUUCGAAUUCUCCAGAGCCUGUCUUUUUCUUCAGUUGGCUAGAGCAGUUAAAAUUGCGGAAAAUAAUUUCUAUCCUCAUGAUGAAAAUAUUUUAGCCAUUUUAGUAAGUAUACUCAGUAAUAGAACUGAGGAUGGAACUCCUUUGGAAGAGCUAAAACCCAGUCAGAUCUUGACGCUAUUCAUGAGCAUUUAUAAUUAUUUCUGAGAUAAAUAGAAUGGAAUGAGAUUUUAGAAACCCAAGUGUGAUUGUUAAAAACCUUCUAUCUCAGAAGCACAACUCAUUGAACCAUAUCGAAUGCUUGCAGAUGCUCAACCUUCUUCUGGAGUAUUGAGGGUACACGACUCGGUACCUUAUCCCAAUAGAGACUAAGAGUCUAGAGGAUAUGGAGUUUAUCAAAGUUUCAAGUAAACUUGGAGGAAAUAAGAGAGUUUAUAACAACAGCAAUCUUGGCUUCACAGGCGCUAAUAAUCCAAGGAAAAGAAAGUUAAAUUAUUCUAAAAAGACAAAAAAUAACAAAAAUAAACAGAAGAGAAAUGCAUGUGAGCCAAGGAUUAUUAGAGAGGUCAACCAAAGUCAAGAGAUUGAAUCUGCUAUUCUCAGACUUGAUAAAUUUACAUUUAAUGGCAAUUCUUCCAAAGAGGAAAGUUUGCAUGAAUGUAAAGAACCAGACUCUCCUAGUAAAAGAAGAUCUGACGAUUCACCAUCUAAACGUAUGAAGACAAUUUUUCCUUCUAAAAUAUCCACCCAGUCUGAUGAGUCACAAUCAUCACAAGGUGAUUUUGGUAUUAAGCCAAAGAGAUGGAAAUUUAAUCGGACAAAGAAGAGGUCUGGGCAAAUAAGUAAGCAGAAUUAUCAAUCCCAAGCCAAUAGUUCUAUUUCCACCACUGAAGAAAGCGUGAAAAUAAAGAGCACAAGAAACACAAAGAGUAUCUCUGAAGCUAGUGAAUUGGAAAGCCCUUCCUUCAUCGGCUUUCUUGAUUCCUCCUCAGAUGAGGAAUGUGUAGGCAAGAAAAAUUAUAAGUUAAAACAUCCAAUUUUUAAGAAUUAUGUGGGGCUUGAAGUGUACAAUAAGGACACAAAGAGAUGGUACCUUGCUGAUUUAGCAAAUGAGACAGUGAUCGAUUCCAAACUCUUCGUCGCCAGAUACUUAGAGACCACAAGAACUUUCAUACUUUUUGCAUCAGGAAGUUAUCCAUUGAUGUUUAGGCAUAAUGACAAUGAGUUAAAAAGGAUGGUUUAUAUCAGAGAUGUGACAAUGAAGUAUACAUCUUACACAAGACAGGUCUUAAUCACCAAGAGUUUGUUCAGCCUAGGAAGGUUACUUAACAACUUUGUAGAAACCUUUACUCCAUUUGUUGAGAAAUAUUGAACCAAUCUAACCUUGGUUGAAGCAAUCCAGCAAGAAAAUGAAGAAAUUGAAAGAAUUGAGCUUAGUGUAAUCCCUGAAACCUAUGCUGAAUACAGGAGACAUCCUCAAUUUGUGCUAAAGUCCCAAUUGACUUUUGAAGUACUAAAGCCCAAUGCAGUUCCCUAUAAAGACCUUAAAUUUACUGUAGAGACCGAGAGAGGCAAAGAGACAGAAAAUGUGUAUCUCAAAUCAGAUACUAUCCUGGUACACACAACGGCGAAAUGGAAUGAGCUCGGUAGAAGGGUACGCAAGGGUUCUAUCCCUCUCAAGUACGCAGAAUUCUACGGAAAUGACAAAUCAAAGAAGGCCAGAUACUAUUCAGUACAUCAGACCGUUGAACUAGUCUAUGAAGUUCAGCCUGACGGCAGUCUGCCUCGAAAUGAUUAUAAUGACAUUGAGAUUUUUAAUGAAAAGAGGAUCCCAAAGGGAACCACUUGGCUGAAGGAUAUCCCUAGAAUCAAAUAUAACUGUAGAAAGAAUGGCAUCGAGUUCGUUGAAGUAGUCGUCGGGUUUGAGUCCCACGGCCAUCAAUCCUUCCCUGUCAAGAAUGGGGUCAUUGUACAUGAAAGAGAUGCAGAAAGAGUCAAAGCUAUAGCUAAGGUGAAGGAAAAGGAAAGACAAAUCAGACUAGAGAAAAAGAAAAGAUAUCUCUGCAAAAAUACUUGGAAGACUUUGAUCAGAAGAGUAUGUGCAAAGAGACAAGCUCAGCUUUUGUUUGAUAGAGAACCAGAAGAGAGAGUUAAUGAUUUCCCAGCAGUUUUCAAAUAAUUCAGUGUCCAAAUUCCUUCGCUAAUUAUUCAAUUCCAUA
Molecule: messenger RNA, 2524 nt
Organism: Moneuplotes crassus
Lineage: Eukaryota; Ciliophora; Spirotrichea; Euplotida; Euplotidae
Source: the annotation of a GenBank genome assembly